Molecule: messenger RNA, 4799 nt
Organism: Carassius gibelio (silver crucian carp)
Lineage: Eukaryota; Metazoa; Chordata; Actinopteri; Cypriniformes; Cyprinidae
Product: hepatic leukemia factor-like
Exons: 4
Coding region: 754-1839 (361 amino acids)
Biological process (GO): regulation of transcription by RNA polymerase II
Cellular component (GO): nucleus
Molecular function (GO): DNA-binding transcription factor activity, RNA polymerase II-specific; RNA polymerase II cis-regulatory region sequence-specific DNA binding
Source: RefSeq, a predicted model, not a curated record
GUCACGAGCGCUGCCCGUGUACGUUCCAGCUGACUCUUGCUACGAUACCGAGCGCUCGCUUUACCGAGUGCACGAAAAAAGGAAAGAGAGAGAGAAAGCAACAAAGAGGGCAGAGGAAUAAUAACAGCCAUCAGUCUUAACCGUCACAGCUCAAUUGUUUAUUAUAUUCUGAAGAGAGGGGACCAUAUUUUUAUUUGCUCACGGAGUUUUUCCAUCUCUCUCGAUUCGAAUUAGUCUUACAUUAUAGUUUACUUGCAGCUUCUUGCAGACUGUUUGAGUCUGUGCCUCCAUGGACACCCGUCUAAACCAACUCAUUCGUUUUUUCGGGGAAUAUUUCUGUCCUGGACGCGAGGAGCACCAGUUAAAUGCGAUGACACACGUCAACAAAUGAACGGCGAUCCCACGGAAGGUUUACUGAAGGCGAAACCAUCGGCACAGUAUUCUUUAAAAAAAGAGCCAGUGCGUUAGAAGAGGAUGUUGAUCUUGAACUCCGCGAUGUUUCUCACUUGAGCGGACCAUAUAGGACGUCAGUUCACUUCGGUUUCCUAAUGGGAACGCAUUAGGACUUUGAAUACGAAUUUUAAAAGCUCAGAAACUUCCAAGGCGCGAGGCGUUCGUUCGACUGACAAACCUCUGUUUUUAGACCAUUUCUACUUUUGAUUGGAACACUUGAUUCAGUCAACCAGCUCAACUGUCCAGUGAUCUGAAAAAGUUAUUAACUGGUCGAACCCGGACUAGGUGUUAUACCGAGGAAUGUCCAGGCCAGUUUCUCAGCUACUGCCAGCUGACCUUCCAGCAGGGACCAGUCCACAGCUCGGUCCUGCUAACCCUGCAGGUACCACCACCAAUGGCCACCUGAAUAAUUCCAUGGCCAGUCUGAAAACCCUUCUUCAGCUACCUAUUAAAGCGGACCAGAGAGGGAAAGACUGCUGUGCUGAGAUGAAAGAUAAAGAUAAACCUCAGGACUCUGAUGAGGAUUCAUUGGGUGGAGUUGGGGGCAUGAACGGUGGGAACGGCACCCUGCGUUCCUCUAACCAGUCCACCUUCCUCGGCCCACUGCUAUGGGAGCGUUCGCUGCCGUGUGACGGUGGUCUGUUCCAGCUACAGUACAUGGACCUGGAGGAGUUCUUGACGGAGAAUGGGAUGGGGUGCAUGCCGUCAGGAAACACCUGCAGUACGGCCGCUCAGGUCCCUUCUCAGAGCACGCAGUCGGCCGUACCCAGCCAGAGCUCGCAGUGCCCACCUUCUUCCUCUCCGCCCUGCUCUUCCUCUGCCUCCUCCAUCUCUUCCCUUUCCUCAUCGUCCUCAACAUCCUCUUUACUGGGUCUGGACGUGCCGCAGGGCCCUGGACUGCUGGGAGGUCCGGAGUGUCUGCAUGGGGCUCAAACUGUACCACCUGACCCUUCUCCGAGUCCCUCCUGCCUACCUCCGCCGGUGGUGCCGCCCACCAACGUGGCUGAUGUCAUGGUGAACUUUGAUCCGGACCCCGCUGACCUCGCCCUGUCCAGUGUGCCAGGCCAGGAGGCGUUCGACCCGCGCAGGCAUUGCUUCACAGAUGAAGAGCUGAAACCUCAGCCCAUGAUCAAGAAGGCCCGCAAAAUGCUGGUGCCAAAUGAGCAGAAGGAUGACAAGUACUGGAGCCGGCGCUUUAAGAACAAUGAAGCAGCAAAACGUUCCCGUGAUGCCCGCCGUCUGAAGGAGAACCAGAUUUCAGUCCGAGCAGCGUUCCUGGAACGGGAGAAUGCCACCCUUCGCCAGGAAGUCGCUGAUAUGCGAAAAGAGCUGGGCCGCUGUCGCAACAUCAUCAGCAAAUACGAGAGCCGCCAUGGAGACUUAUGAAGAGGGGAAAGGAAGAGAAGAACAGAAGGAAGAGAAAGACACAAAAAAAAGCAUCUCAAAGGCUGUUCAACUCAUCCUGGAAUGGCAUUUUCUUGUAGAGCUUGCUUCAAAUAAGCACUACGAUACUCUGUUCACUAAUUUACGUUUCUUUCCGUACGUGCAGGGAUCGGUUGGAUUAGCUGCCGUGGUGCUUGGUUGAAACAAAUACUUGAAAAUUGUGGUUCAAAGUUGAACAGCCUCAGCCGAGGGAUGUGCACAAGGUCUACGUGUAAGCACAAGCACAUUUCAUAAGCACCGGCUCUUCUCCUACGAUACCACCCCAAACCUUGACUGAGGAUGUGCAAUCCAAACUCUCAUAAAUACUCACGGAUCGUAAAGGCAGAUCGUUUAGAACAUCAUGUAGCCCUUGUGAACAUCCUCUUUCUACACGGGAUGAUUUUCUCAGAGAGAGAACUAUAUACAGCAGGUGGUAGAGAUGUAAUUUUUUUUUCUAUGAUAAAAAGAAAAACCCCACAUUGUAUAUUUUUGAACUGUUAGGGUCAGCUGUAAUAGAGUAGAUGAAGAGGCAGAGGAAGGAAUAAGAGAGUGCAAACGAGAUUUUGACAUAGGAAAACUGUAUAUUUUUAUACUUGCACAAGCAGGCAGGCGAUGAGAUUUUGGAAAUAAUCUUUUUUGUAUAUUUUAUAUAUGGGUGGGAGGGUGCGGGUAGCUAAACCGAAAGAGGGCUAUAUGAAAAUGGAUCGUUAUCAUAAAAUGAUAUAUUUGAAACAUUCAGAGAGCAGUUAGGAAGAACAAGACUAAAGGGACGAACGUCAUUUAGAGUUACGAAGGGAAACGGAGUGGAUUAGAAACAGAGAAAAUAGCGAACAUGAAAGCUGUAUAGUUUUACAUUUUUAAUCAUGGUUUUGUUCAAGCACUUGUUUUGGUAUCUUUGAUUCCUUUUCUUAAAAUGCUGUGUGUGUGUUCGUUUUAUCUUGAGGUGAGAGAGAGAUGGAGAAAGAAAGAGAGAAAAAUGGCAUUACAUCCUGUCACUAUGUCUCAGUAGUCGCGAAAUGUGGACAAGAUUUUUCAGUGUAUAUAUUUAAAUGUUAAAGCAAAUACGUCCACCCACACACACUCUUUUUAACACAAUCUGGACAUGAGUUUUCAUGCCCGGUAUGACACACACACACACACACACACACACACACACACACACACACACACACACACACACACACACACACACACACACAUAUAUAUAUAUAUUGGUGGAAAUAUAUAUAUACAUGCACAGACAGACUCAGAACGUGAACAACAGAACUGUUAAACACAGCAAUAUCGUUUCUCUUUCUUUCUCUCUUCCUCGAGCGUUUGACGUUGUGAUCGGUGCUGGUUUGGGAUCUCACCCAGGUCGAGUCGGCAGCGAGUGGGUUGCAUGCUGGCGCAUGCUUGCGUAUUUUUCCGCCACAGGAAAAACACUCUUUGUUUUUAUGACAUUUUAUAUGGUGCUCACCCAGUCUCUUGACCCAGACGCACAUAACCCACCAGUUAUACCCUGUAUGCCUAUAACCUUUGCUCUCUUAUGAUUUCUUAUGAUUGUUAUUGAUCAUUGUAUGAGGGAAUAUAUAUAUAUAUAUAUAUAUAUAUAUAUAUAUAUAUAUAUAUAUAUAUAUAUAUAUAUAUAUAUACCUAUAAGAGUAUAUCUAUACAUUUCCUCAAAAUUAACCCCACACCUCCCCAAAAAACAUGCACCCUAAUACUACUGUACCAUACAAAGUACAAUAUUAUAUUAUAUAUUAAAUAUUAAACUAUUCUCUGACUAGAUAUAUGUGUGUACAUGAGUAUAUGCUUGAAUUUGUGACUAUAGAUGUUAUUUGCAUAACUUGAAUAUAUAAAUGUAGUAUCUUUCUUAUACAACAGACAGAUCUGAUUUCUUAUCCGUUUUCUCAGGUGUCUGGGAUGACUCUAAAAGAACAUACACCACGCUGAUCAGCGAUACUGUGGCUUUUAUUGAUUGACUGUUGUCCAGUUUUAUGGAGCCAGCUAAUGGUGGCGUCAUAAUUCCAUGGAAAUGAAUAGUGCACUAUCUAAUAUUUUUGGAGGAAGAUUCUGUAAAAAAAUAAAUAAAAUAAAAAACACAGAAAGAAAAGGAAAAAAAACCUGUGCUGGAUAUAUAACUUUAUUACUUUACAGAUAGGAAUUAAAUGUCUUUUCCUUUUGAACCUUGUUGCUCUAUUAUUACGAUUGCUUGCAUUAUCAUUGCUGUUGUUAUGAUUAUAAUUCUCACAUUUAUUUUCAGCGUUUUCUUGCAACAACUUCCUUUUCGAUGGAAAUGUAUUGCUCUCUUACCUCCCUUGUAACUGCAAGACCAUGUUGAAUUACUCAGUCGAGCCUGUUCACUGUUGGACCCAUCCACCGAGACUGUGCUAGGCCUUAAGUGCAAUGAGACGGAGGGGCCGAAAUCUUGUCCUCGUGUGUAUGAAUUUGAUAUAACCUGAAACAAACAAAUGGUAGACUGACUUUUCCUUUCUCUCGACAGAACUUCUUCUUCUACCACCUUUGACUCGCUACUUUUUGAUGCAAUGUCAAAGACAUACAGUUUGUUUAAAAGAAGCUUAAAGCAAGUGAAGGCUGAAACCUUAAAGAGCUUAAAAACUUUUGACAGUGCUAUUUUUCUAUGUAACUGUGUGCACAUACUCUUUCAUGGGCAUUGGUAGCCCCGUCGUCACUUUAGUGGUGACGGUGUGCUGCUAAAUGUUAUUGCGGGUAUUGUAUUCAUCAUUUUAUCCCUUUCCACAUGUGGAUUAUGAACAGCUCCCUGUUUGUGACUGUUAAGAACUAUGAAUCUUAUGAGUACACCACUACCAAACAUCACUUGGUGAUGUCUACUGUUCCUGCCUAUAGGGAUGCUGGGAAAAGUGGUCUGGCUUCCCUCCCAAAACACCAAUAAAUAAUUACCCCUGUUCACUGACAAUGAA